AGUAUAUGUGUUACGCACUCCUGCGCCGUUGCGGUUUCAUUCGUGAUGGGAGGGGUUGGGAGAAGGGGUGAUGCGCGAGAUCUGCCACCGAAUCCAAUCGUGUCAAAUCGUUGCUUGUAUUCUUCCGCUGGUGUCGGGGCGCUCGUGUGCCGAGCUCGACUCUCCGCUAACGUCGUGUAAUCGUCGGUGUUGGUCAUCCGGGAGAGAGGAGAGAACAAUCCUCGGUGGGGACAUUCCUUGAUCGAUCGUGAUCAUUGACAUUUCGACGCGCGACAAAAAGUUUCUCGUAACAGCGACGAUCUUCCAAACGAGGGGGAACCUCAUACGUGGGAACUAUUUCGAGAAAAAGGGGCGGCGUUGAUGGCGUCAGCCAUGAUGGGUGUCAGCGGCAAGUAGCGACGUUAUCUCGUACUUCGUCAGUUGAUUUCGCGCUUCGACGAAUUGAUGUUGAGUAUCUCAGUGAACAGAGAAGCGCACACGACGACCGGAAACAGUUUCGCGAGUAGAAAAGCACGGUUGUGGGUUGCGCGCUAACCACACACGGAGUUGAUCGAGCCACACGAGCGGGGACAGCGCGGCUGGGAACCUCUCCCUUUCUAUCUCUUUCCCUCUCUCCUCGGGACUCCGGAAAUAUCGUGGUGAAAAUGACGCAGCUACUACCUAUAAGGUUCCAGGAACACCUACAGCUUACAGCUGUAGGGAUUAACGCCAGUAAUGUCAGCUUUAAUACACUCACCAUGGAAUCUGAUAAAUUCAUUUGUGUUAGGGAAAAGGUUGGUGAUACUGCCCAGGUAGUCAUUAUCGAUAUGAAUGAUUCUGCCAAUCCUAUCAGAAGACCGAUAUCUGCUGAUUCUGCAAUUAUGAAUCCAGCUAGCAAAGUCAUUGCUCUGAAAGCUAUGAAGACGCUUCAAAUCUUUAACAUUGAGAUGAAGUCGAAGAUGAAAGCCCAUACAAUGACGGAAGACGUAGUCUUUUGGAAGUGGAUAUCACUGAAUACAUUGGCAUUAGUGACGGAGACUGCAGUGUAUCAUUGGUCCAUGGAGGGUGAUUCAACGCCAAAUAAAAUGUUUGAACGUCAUUCGUCGUUAAAUGGCUGUCAGAUUAUUAAUUACAGGACGGAUCCAAAGCAAACGUGGCUUCUAUUGAUUGGUAUUUCAGCACAACAUAACAGAGUAGUUGGCGCCAUGCAACUUUACUCGGUGGAACGAAAGUGUUCGCAGCCAAUCGAGGGACAUGCCGCCUCGUUCGCUCAGUUUAAGAUGGAAGGAAACGCGGAGCCCAGUAAUCUAUUCUGUUUUGCUGUUAGAACGGUACAGGGUGCGAAGCUUCACAUCAUCGAGGUGGGUCAGCCACCUGCUGGUAAUCAUCCGUUUCCUAAAAAAGCGGUAGACGUAUUCUUCCCACCUGAGGCUGGGAACGAUUUUCCUGUCGCCAUGCAAGUCAGUUCCAAAUACGAUGUCAUAUAUUUAAUUACGAAAUACGGUUAUAUACAUAUGUAUGAUAUCGAAUCCGCAACUUGUAUAUUUAUGAAUCGUAUCUCGGGAGAGACUAUCUUCGUCACUGCACCGCACGAAGCGUCCGGUGGUAUAAUAGGAGUAAAUCGGAAGGGUCAAGUCUUGUCUGUGUCUGUGGAUGAGGAAAAUAUAAUUCCGUAUAUCAACGGAGUGUUGCAGAAUUCCGAACUGGCGCUGAGAAUGGCUGUACGAAACAAUUUGUCAGGAGCAGAAGACUUGUUUGUAAGAAAAUUCAAUAUGCUCUUCCAAAACGGUCAAUACGCGGAGGCGGCAAAAGUCGCAGCUAAUGCACCAAAAGGAAUACUCAGAACACCCGCGACUAUCCAACGAUUUCAACAGGUCCCUACGACUCAAGGUCAAACAUCUCCUCUUCUACAAUACUUUGGCAUUCUUUUGGAUCAGGGACAGCUAAAUAAAUAUGAAUCACUAGAGUUGUGUCGACCAGUAUUAGUUCAAGGACGUAAACAGUUGCUGGAGAAAUGGUUGAAGGAAGAUAAGUUGGAAUGCAGCGAGGAAUUGGGGGAUCUGGUGAAACAGGCGGAUCCUACGUUAGCGCUUAGCGUUUAUUUAAGAGCCAAUGUUCCCAACAAGGUUAUCCAAUGCUUUGCAGAAACAGGACAAUUUCAGAAGAUUGUAUUGUAUGCGAAGAAAGUUUCAUAUACGCCCGAUUAUAUAUUCCUCCUACGAAAUGUCAUGAGGAUUAAUCCUGAUCAGGGUGUGGCAUUCGCGCAGAUGCUGGUUCAGGACGACGAACCAUUGGCUGACAUCAAUCAGAUCGUUGAUAUAUUUAUGGAACAAAACAUGGUGCAACAGUGCACGGCGUUCUUGUUGGAUGCGCUUAAAAACAAUCGACCGAGCGAGGGUGCCUUACAGACCCGUCUUUUAGAAAUGAAUUUAAUGUCUGCCCCGCAAGUGGCUGACGCUAUAUUGGGGAAUCAAAUGUUCACCCAUUAUGACAGAGCUCACGUUGCGCAGUUGUGCGAGAAGGCUGGCUUGUUGCAACGUGCUCUCGAACAUUAUACAGAUUUGUACGACAUUAAAAGAGCGGUGGUACAUACGCAUUUGCUGUCACCUGAUUGGCUUGUGGGUUUCUUUGGUACUCUAUCCGUAGAAGAUUCUCUCGAAUGUUUGAAGGCUAUGUUGACGGCCAAUAUAAGACAAAAUUUACAAAUCUGUAUCCAGAUCGCGACCAAGUAUCACGAGCAAUUGACGACCAAAGCUCUGAUAGAUCUCUUUGAGAGUUUUAAGUCUUACGAGGGCCUGUUUUACUUCUUGGGAUCUAUUGUGAACUUCAGUCAGGAUCAGGAGGUACAUUUCAAGUAUAUUCAAGCGGCAUGCAAGACAGGCCAGAUCAAGGAGGUGGAACGUAUAUGUCGGGAGAGUAACUGUUAUAAUCCGGAACGUGUAAAAAAUUUCCUGAAAGAAGCAAAACUGUCUGAUCAAUUGCCUUUGAUAAUAGUAUGCGAUCGAUUCGACUUUGUUCACGAUCUCGUUCUCUAUCUUUAUCGCAAUAACUUACAGAAAUACAUCGAGAUAUAUGUUCAGAAGGUAAAUCCAUCGCGUCUACCAGUGGUGGUCGGCGGUCUACUUGACGUUGAUUGUUCGGAAGAUAUCAUCAAGAAUCUGAUAUUAGUGGUGCGCGGGCAAUUCUCCACUGACGAACUAGUCGAAGAAGUGGAAAAGAGAAACCGACUCAAACUCUUGCUGCCGUGGUUGGAAUCUCGCGUUCAUGAGGGCUGCGUGGAGCCGGCUACGCACAACGCACUGGCCAAGAUUUACAUUGACAGCAACAAUAAUCCCGAGAGAUUUCUCAAGGAGAAUCAAUUCUAUGAUAGUAGAGUUGUUGGGAAAUAUUGUGAGAAGCGCGAUCCUCAUUUAGCUUGCAUCGCGUAUGAGCGUGGCCAGUGUGAUCGUGAGUUGAUAAGCGUGUGCAACGAGAACAGUCUGUUCAAGAGCGAGGCCAGAUAUUUGGUGAGACGUAGAGAUCCCGAUCUUUGGGCAGAAGUGCUAUUAGAGAGCAAUCCGUACAAGCGACCAUUGAUUGAUCAGGUCGUUCAAACAGCAUUAUCCGAGACGCAAGAUCCCGAAGAUAUAUCAGUUACUGUCAAGGCUUUCAUGACGGCUGAUUUACCUAAUGAGCUGAUCGAACUUCUCGAGAAGAUAGUAUUAGACAGUAGCGUAUUCAGUGAUCAUCGUAAUUUGCAGAAUCUCUUGAUAUUAACAGCCAUCAAAGCCGAUCGUACGCGCGUCAUGGAAUAUAUUAAUCGCUUGGAUAAUUACGAUGCUCCGGAUAUUGCCAACAUUGCUAUUAACAAUGAACUUUAUGAAGAAGCUUUCGCGAUUUUUAAAAAGUUUGACGUUAAUACAUCGGCUAUCCAGGUUUUAAUUGAACAAGUUGGCAACUUGGAUAGAGCUUACGAAUUUGCAGAAAGAUGCAAUGAGCCACCGGUAUGGUCGCAGCUCGCUAGGGCUCAGCUGCAGCAGGGUCUGGUUAAAGAAGCGAUCGAUAGCUUUAUCAAAGCGGACGAUCCAUCUGCGUACGUAGAUGUGGUAGAAACCGCACAUCGGACUUCACAUUGGGAAGACUUGGUCCGCUAUCUUCAAAUGGCCCGCAAGAAAGCACGCGAAUCCUUCAUCGAAAGCGAAUUGAUAUAUGCAUACGCGCGGACCAACAGGCUCGCGGAUCUCGAAGAGUUUAUAUCUGGUCCCAAUCAUGCCGACAUACAAAAAAUUGGCGAUAGGUGUUUCGAUGAUAAGAUGUAUGAUGCUGCGAAGCUUCUCUACAACAAUGUGUCGAACUUUGCGCGUUUAGCUAUAACGUUGGUCCAUCUGAAAGAAUUCCAAGGUGCCGUCGAUAGCGCGCGUAAGGCUAACUCGACGCGUACCUGGAAAGAAGUUUGUUUCGCUUGUGUGGACAGCGGCGAGUUUCGAUUAGCUCAAAUGUGCGGCCUGCACAUAGUCGUGCAUGCGGACGAACUCGAAGACUUGAUCAACUACUAUCAAGAUCGUGGACAUUUCGAAGAACUUAUUAAUCUUCUAGAAGCUGCUUUAGGACUCGAGCGGGCUCACAUGGGAAUGUUUACCGAAUUAGCUAUUCUCUAUAGUAAAUACAAGCCUCAACGAAUGAGGGAACAUUUGGAACUCUUUUGGUCUCGCGUUAAUAUACCAAAGGUGUUACGUGCAGCGGAACAAGCGCAUUUAUGGGCCGAAUUAGUGUUCCUGUAUGAUAAAUACGAGGAAUAUGACAACGCAGUCCUCGCGAUGAUGCAACACCCUACUGAAGCUUGGCGCGAGGGUCACUUUAAGGACGUAAUAACUAAAGUCGCAAACGUCGAGCUCUAUUAUAAAGCUAUACAGUUUUAUGUGGAAUAUAAACCCCUUCUUUUAAACGAUAUACUACUUGUACUUGCUCCGCGCAUGGAUCAUACUAGAUCAGUGGCAUAUUUUACGCGAACUGGCCAUCUGCAAUUGGUGAAACCAUACUUGAGAUCGGUUCAAGCUCUCAACAAUAAGGCUAUUAAUGAAGCUUUAAACGGCUUGCUGAUCGACGAAGAGGAUUAUCAGGGUCUCCGAACAUCGAUCGACGCGUUCGAUAAUUUUGAUAAUAUUGCGUUAGCGCAGCAACUCGAAAAGCAUGAAUUGAUCGAGUUUAGAAGAAUCGCCGCAUACCUGUACAAGGGAAACAACAGAUGGAAACAGUCCGUAGAGCUUUGCAAGAAGGAUCGACUAUUUAGGGAUGCCAUGGAAUAUGCGGCAGAAUCUCGGAAUCCAGAGGUUGCCGAAGAGUUACUCGAAUGGUUCUUGGAGAGAGGUUCUAAGGACUGCUUCGCAGCAUGCCUAUUUCAUUGUUACGAUUUACUUCAUCCAGAUGUCAUCUUGGAGCUUGCAUGGAGACAUCGUAUUUUACAUUUCGCGAUGCCGUAUCUUAUACAAGUCGCGCGGGAAUAUAUUACUAAGGUCGAUAAAUUAGAAGAAGCCGAAAGUCGACGCAUCGAAGAAACCGAUCAUCAAGAACAUAAGCCUAUGAUUAUGCCGGAACCUCAACUAAUGCUGACUGCAGGGCCAGGAAUGAUGGCACCCGGCUAUGCGCCUCCAAAUGUAUACGGUGCACCUGCACAAGUGUACGCAUCCACCGCAGCCUAUCAAGGUUACGGUAUGUGAAAUACAUUUAAGGGGACAGAUCAACAAAGUUUACUUUUCUAUAAGAUUUAGGUAGAAUGAGAUUGUUUUGUUAGCUUAAUAUCGUUAGAGCGAAUAUGAAUAUCAUUAGAAACGAUGAAGCCACGUUUAGAUCAUGAUAAUAGUGUAAUGAAUAGCGAAAUUCAUUGAGAAAAGACAUUAAUACGCACUAUCACACGCUACCUAAAUGUGAAUUUAUAGGAGGAACGUGUUCUUGAGCAAAUAAUUAUAUUUUACGAUUUAAAUAACUGUUUAAUACGAACUGCGUAAAAAACAUUAUUUAAAGAAUCAUAUUUAAAGAAUUUUAAAAGAAAAAAUUUUUUUCUAAUACCGAGAUUUUUUCGUUAAAUUUAAUCUUGUGUUUGCACAGUAAAAAGAUAUAUGCAUGUUAUACAAGCAGAAUAUAAUUUCCCUGUCUUUCUCGCACAUGUACGUGUGUGCGUCUAUGUGCCUUUCUUUUGACUACUAACAGGAAGCAAGCUUUUUUGAGCGAUAUCGUAAUUCCAAAGCAAAAUCAACUGUAGAUCACGAUUAAAUUUUAGCACAAAUUACCCGAUGCUUGCUUUUCGACGAAAUUUUUUUCAAUUUUUUUCGCCAUUAUAUUUUGGAAAUCAAUUUUUUUCUCAACUUCCGAAAAAUGUAAUACAUUUUCAAAUCCUAGCGUGUGAUGAACCAUAAUGAAAUUAAAAAGCCCUCGCAAAAUGUAAUAAAAAUAUCUUUUAAAUCAGAGUAGAUCGUGUAUCGUUAUAUCAGUAUUGUAACGAGAGAGCUUUACGGGGGAAAAAAAAAAAAAAAACACUAUAAACAGAAUAUGUUGACGACGUAUCUAUGAUAACAUACAUUGUUCUAGAUCUACUUGUGUGUACAUUUGCUUGAACAUAAUACGACGAUAUAUGUUCGCUGAGUUAGCUUGAUUUACAUAAAAAAAAUAGAAUGAAACGUAAAAUAAAUUAUAGAUAAUGAAAUUCAUGUCAAGAUCUUAUUGUCUCAUUAAUGUACAGAAAUGCAUAAAAGUUUUCUUUUUGCCGAAUGUGCAUCACAUAUCAUGCUUUUCUUUCGUUAUUCAUCGCGCAAGAGUAUAAUUACACACAACUAGAGUCGAGAAAUACAUACAGAUAAUUUGAUAACAAAGUCCAAUACGAUCGUCACUGUCACAUCGUUCAUACCUUAUAAAAUGUAUUUUAAUAUUUCCUACUCGUUUCACAUUAACGUGUGCAUAGUACUCUGUUCGAAAUCAAUUGUUGAUCAUUACAUAACUUGUUAUAAAUUAUGCAAAUUAUACAAGCAUUAAGAUAAAUUAGAUCGCAAUAUUUCUAAAAGAUGAAAAAGUCAGAUUUCGUUAAACACUUAUGUUUGUUUCUUCCUUUUUGAGAUACUUAUGUCGCGUGUGUAUGAAAUACUACGUCGAUGCAUCAGGAUCAAUAUGUACAAGGUACAACAGACAACCAAGAAAAACAGAUAUUAAUUUUGUAAUACGUUUACAUUACUUUUAACAUUCCUAAAUGUAAGCUAUUGUUGCGUAAAUUUUUUAUAUCACUUUGUGUGAUAUCUCGUUUUUCUUUUACAUGUCAAAAUAUAACGGAUAUAAUAUACAGUCUUUUUUAAGUUCAAAGAGCGCGAAAAGCAAAAGUUUAUACUGAUGAUAAGAUCGCGUUACUUUUUGCUAUGCCCAAGUAAGAAAAAAUUCGUGUUACAUAAUGAUAAAAAAACGAACGCGUGAUGUUCGUCUCGUUUUCUAUCCGCGCGAUGCUUUUGUUUUUGGUACUCCACAGUUGAUCUUGCAGUGAUCCAGCUGUAUAUAUUACAUAUUGAAAAUGUUAUGUGAGUGUGUCGAGAAAUAGGAGAAGGUCAGGUAUAAUAUGUCCUGGUAUUAUUUCACUUUGAUCUAAACUUAGCCAAUGAAAUUGUAGAGAUUGAUUAACAAAUAUAGUUGUUGUACUAAUUGAAAAUUAUCAUUGUAUCAGUGUCAUGUUUGAUCACUGCGGUUUUAAUGGAACAUGAGUGAAGACACUUCCAAAAUGAAUAUAUUAUUGUUCAAUAAUUAUGCACACCUCUCCAUAUAAAGACACGACACAAAAAAAGAGAUUUACACAUAUACAUACAUUAUAUAUAAAUAUAAUGCUAUAUUAUAUAUACGACUAAAAUACUGUACCAUGUAAGUAGUAAAUAUACAUUACCAAUCCUGUAA
This is a messenger RNA of Pogonomyrmex barbatus (red harvester ant), 7881 nucleotides long. RefSeq names its product clathrin heavy chain (gene Chc). Gene Ontology annotation, cellular component: cell cortex; clathrin coat of trans-Golgi network vesicle; clathrin-coated endocytic vesicle. The record is from RefSeq and is a predicted model, not a curated record. Lineage: Eukaryota; Metazoa; Arthropoda; Insecta; Hymenoptera; Formicidae. Gene Ontology annotation, molecular function: clathrin light chain binding; structural molecule activity. Gene Ontology annotation, biological process: receptor-mediated endocytosis; intracellular protein transport.